Molecule: messenger RNA, 1272 nt
Organism: Klebsormidium nitens
Lineage: Eukaryota; Viridiplantae; Streptophyta; Klebsormidiophyceae; Klebsormidiales; Klebsormidiaceae
Source: the annotation of a GenBank genome assembly
AUGCUGCGGGUGCGUCAGCUGGUGGAGAGGGCGAAGCGGCUGCCGCAGGAUCCUGACCUCGCCUUCUGCUAUGACAUGCUGAACCGUGUCAGCCGCAGCUUUGCUGUCGUGAUCCAACAACUAGGGCCGGAGCUCCGCGAUGCGAUCUGCUUGUUUUACCUCGUGUUGCGCGGCCUCGAUACUGUUGAGGAUUCGAUGGAUAUUCCGGUAGUCACGAAGCUGCCAAUCCUCCUCAGCUUUCACAAGACCAUGUACGACCCCACCUGGACCUUUCCAUGCGGAGAGAACCAUUACAAGAGGUUGAUGGACAACUACCCAUGCGUGACGCGAGCAUUCCUGCGACUAAACAAACAGUACCAAGAGGUCAUCGCUGACAUCACCCGGCGGAUGGGCGCAGGCAUGGCAAAGUAUAUCGAAAAGGAGGUCGUUACGCGCGCCGACUUCGACGAGUACUGCCAUUACGUCGCGGGCUUGGUCGGAUUAGGGCUUUCGGGGCUGUUUGAGCAGUCGGGGCUCGAGGAACGCGCGCCCGACGAACUGUCCAACUCGAUGGGGCUGUUUCUACAAAAGACCAACAUCGUGCGAGACUAUCUGGAAGACAUUAACGAGGAGCCGGCGCCGCGCAUGUUCUGGCCGCGGGACGUGUGGUCUAAGUACGGGGAGAAACUAGAGGAGUUCCGAGAGCCGGCCCACCGCGAGGCUGCGGUGCACUGCGCCAACGACCUCAUCACCGAAACCCUGCGGCACGUGCCUCACUCCCUCCGGUACAUGGCGGCGCUGAGGGAUCCCCUCGUCUUCGGCUUCUGCGCCAUCCCUCAGAUUAUGGCGAUUGGCACCCUCGCGCUGUGCUACAACAACCCCGCCGUCUUCACGGGCGUGGUCAAGCUGCGGCGCGGCCUGAGCGCCAAGGUCAUGGACCGCACCAAGACCAUGGAGCACGUCUACCGGGACUUCCUCAACUGGACACGUGUCAUCAAGCGAAAGGUCACCAAGACGGACCCAAACGCCGAGGCGACGAUAAAGCGCUGCGAGAAAAUUGAGAAGCUGUGUUUAGACGGGUUGGCGCCCUAUCAGAGGAGCCAACUACCGGCCAUUCUUUUGAAACUGUUCAUCAUUCUUCUGCUUGCGGUCGUCGGAUUCCGACUGAGCGCGACGGGGCUGCACUGGGAGGGCCUCGGCCUCGCGCUGUCGUUGGACGCCGAGACUGUCCGAAAUGUUGUUGCCCUGCUCCUCAUUGCGAUUGGGAGCCUAUUCGUUCUAGGGAUUGUUUAA